Etheostoma cragini (Arkansas darter) is the source of this 1650-nucleotide messenger RNA. RefSeq names its product GTPase IMAP family member 9-like. Bases 223 to 1323 code for a protein of 366 amino acids. NCBI's taxonomy places the organism in Eukaryota, Metazoa, Chordata, Actinopteri, Perciformes, Percidae. The transcript has 5 exons. Gene Ontology annotation, molecular function: GTP binding. The record is from RefSeq and is a predicted model, not a curated record.
UGUGAAGCAUUUUAGUCAGUCAUUGAAAGGUUGAACAAGAACACAACACACUUAAGGGAAAAAGGAAAAAAGGGGGAGGAAAUAAUGAAGUGACCAAAUAGAGAGAUUCAGCUGAAACAACUGGUUCAGGGAACAAGAAUCAACUUCAGGUUAGAACUAGAUCGUUGUCUUACUGUUACAGACUCUCAGCUUUCUCUCUGAACGGACUCUAAAGCAGCACAGAUGCUCUCUACGAUGCAGACAUUCAGCCUACUCAUCCUUUUCAGCCUAUUCAGCAGAUAUGCUCAGCAGCAGACCUGCUCUUCUCUCCAUAACCCAACUAUGGACUGCAAAUAUGGCAAAAAGGCUCAGCAGCAGACCUGCUCUUCUCUCCAUGACCGACCUUUGGACUGCAAAUAUGGCAAAAAGGAAAUGAACAUAUACAAUAAUGAGGAGAUCCGGAUUGUGUUGGUGGGGAAGACCGGAGUUGGGAAGAGCGCCACAGGAAACACCAUCCUGGGAAAACACCACUUUAAAUCAGAGUUCUCCCCUAAAUCUUUGACUGAACACUCUGCUAAGGCCAAGGGUGAAGUGGAUGGACAAAAGGUUGCUGUGAUUGACACUCCGGGUCUGUUUGACACAAGGAUUGAUCAUAAUAAAACCAGUAAAAAUAUUGCCCAGAGCAUUUCUUAUGCUUCUCCUGGACCUCACAUCUUCCUGGUCGUCAUCAGACUGGGCCGAUUCACAGAGGAAGAAAAGAAGACGGUGGAGAAGAUUCAGGAGAUCUUUGGAGAGGAAGCAGACAGAUACAGCAUGGUUCUCUUUACCCAUGGUGACCUGCUCAAAGGGAAACCUAUCGAGGAGUUCUUGAAGGACAGCGAAGAGCUGCAGGAACUUGUGGACAAAUGUAACGGCCAGUACCACGUCUUCAAUAACGAGGUAAAGGAUCCUUCUCAGGUCAGCGAGCUGCUCGACAAGAUCAGAUAUAUAACAAAGAAGAACGGAGGAAGUCAUUACACCACUGAAAUGUUCCAGAGGGCAGAGAGGGCGAUAGAAGAGGAGAAACAACGAAUCCUUAAAGAGAAAGAAGAGCAAAUGCGCAAAACUGAAGAGGAAAUUAAGAAGAAACUAGAGAAAAAAUAUGAGCAACGAAUAAGAGAACUGGCAGCUGACAAAGAGAAGAUGCAACAGGCAGCUGCAGCUCGUGAUAGAGAAAUAGAGGAGGAGAGGAGACAAUAUAGAGAAGAGCAGGCAAAUCGGGCCAGACGGGAAGCUGAGGACAGUAAUAUAUUUGUUCGUGUCUUCAAAUUUGUCGUCAAAACAAUAUCAAGUUGGUUUGAUUGAAGGUGACAUUCUGACUUGCUGAACAGCAGCAGCUCUACAAUCUGUUCUCUUCACAGCCCCUUUCUGAUUUUAAUGUGUAGUGCUUCAAUUUCAAAUAAACUAUUUCACAGGUUAAUAAUUGCACAAGAUAAUUAAUACAUGUUUAGAAGUGCCACAGCUUGUAAAGAGCAUGUUUCCAUGGUGAUCAUAAAAUAAAUCUGAUAAUAAAUGAGUAAUGUUUAACUGACACAUGUCAGAGGUUGAAGAUAAUUAAUACAGGAGAUGAAGGUCUCCUUCCAUUUAAUGUGACUUACAUCUCACAGAGAACCAGGUAGAAGAAGAAAAAGA